Manihot esculenta (cassava) is the source of this 2412-nucleotide messenger RNA. Its product is annotated as cleft lip and palate transmembrane protein 1 homolog. Gene Ontology annotation, cellular component: endomembrane system; membrane. NCBI's taxonomy places the organism in Eukaryota, Viridiplantae, Streptophyta, Magnoliopsida, Malpighiales, Euphorbiaceae. Bases 285 to 2036 code for a protein of 583 amino acids. The record is from RefSeq and is a predicted model, not a curated record. The transcript is spliced from 12 exons.
GAGCAGAGGUGGCGUGGGCGGUCUUAUUAGUUUAAGAUUCCCAAAGCUCCAUCUUAGCUUCAAGCACUGAUUACCCACCAUCGCUUCUCUUCCACAUCCAGCUCUAUGCUCCAGCCCAACCCUAAAGAGAUAUUUUCUAUUUGAUUAGAAAAGCAGAAUAAAAUAUAUUUCGUUUCCCAUUUCGAUUACAUCAUCUGUAGCUAUACCCAUAUACACCUCCUUUCCUUCUAUUCCUUCUCUCUCAGAGGCUGCAGCCACUAUUGUUCGUCUGAGAGGGAGAGGAUAUGGCACCGCCGGUAGCAGCAGCCCAGCAGAGACAGCAGCAGCAGCAGCAGCAGCAAGGGGGAAUAGGGCAGACUAUCACCGGAAUCAUUAGAAUUGCUGUCUUUUGGUAUUUUGCUUCCAAAUUCUUCGCGCCUAAGAGACCCUCCGAUCCUUCCCAUCUCAUCUCCAAUCUCUUCCAAAAGGGAGAUUCUCUGGAUAUGUGGUUUUAUCUUUCUGAGCAGGAAAAAUUUAAUGACUUCAACAAUGAAGGUGCACUUGUUUGGCAUGAAACUAACAUACCUUAUGGUGUUUGGGGUCCAGAGAGUUCAAGGGCUCUUUCUAUGAAGUACUAUCCAUCUGAGGCAGUGAAGCGAAAUGGUACUGUUUAUGGCCAUGUUUUCUUUGCACGAUCUGGGUAUCCUCCAGACCCAAAUGAUCCAGAGUACCAACCUCUUUUUACUUUUGGAAAGACUCACCCUGUUGUGAUGUACUUACCCAAGUCAAAGGCAGACAAAAGGAGGAGUUUGUUGGGGAGCUCAAAAGGAUCUGACGAGGCGGAAAUUAUCUCUCAGGUGGUUGAUGAUGGUGAAGUUGAGCCUAAAGAUGUUGGCCCUGUUGAAUGGGUUUCAUAUUGGAAACCAAAUGUUACAAUCAAUCUGGUUGAUGAUAUGACGAAAUACCCACAUAAUUCUGUACCACCAAAUAUUGCUCCUUACUUGAAUGUUGAGCCUAGUACAGGGAAUUACUACCCCACCAUAUUUUUCAAUGAAUUUUGGUUGCUUAGAGAUAAGCUGAUCCCAGUCAAUGAGACAGUGACAGAAUUGCCACUUAAUCUGGAGGUGGGCCCUAUAAGCAUGACAAAAUGGCAACUAUUCCUGCAGAUUGAUCAGUCAUUUCAGAUUCAUCGCAGUUACGGAAGCAUGCUUGAAGGCGAGGCUGAUGAACUGAAGAGGGUCUUCCUGGAAGGAAAUCCUUACCUUUUGGUGAUCACCAUGGUUGUUUCAUUACUUCAUUCAGUCUUUGACUUCUUAGCAUUCAAGAAUGAUAUCCAGUUUUGGAACAAAAAUAAGUCUAUGGAAGGGCUUUCAGCAAAAUCUGUUGUUGUGAGCUUUAUAUGUCAGCUCAUCGUUUUUCUUUAUCUACUUGACAAUGACACUUCAUGGAUGAUACUUGCAAGUUCUGGAAUUGGUUGCUGUAUCGAGUUUUGGAAAAUAGGGAAAGCCAUGCACAUAGAGAUUGAUAGAAGUGGAAAGAUACCUAUGUUGAGAUUCCGAGAUCGGGAGUCCUAUGCAGGGAAUAAAACAAAGGAAUAUGAUGACCUUGCAAUGAAGUAUUUAUCUUAUGUGCUUUUCUUCCUUGUUGCAUGCUCUUCUGUUUACUCGCUCAUGUAUGAGCGGCACAGGAGCUGGUAUUCUUGGAUUCUCUCUUCACUCACAAGCUGUGUGUACAUGUUUGGUUUUAUCAUGAUGUGCCCUCAGCUGUUCAUUAAUUAUAAGUUAAAAUCUGUGGCUCAUCUACCCUGGAGGCAGAUGACAUACAAGUUCCUGAAUACCAUAAUUGAUGAUCUCUUUGCAUUCGUCAUAAAAAUGCCAAUACUACAUCGGCUCUCUGUCUUCCGUGAUGAUGUCAUAUUUUUGAUAUAUCUAUACCAGAGAUGGAUUUAUCCGGUGGACAGGACACGUAUAAAUGAAUUUGGUUUUGGUGGUGAGGAUGAGCAGACCACCAGUGCAGAUGUAACUCCUGCAGAAGCUGAAGAGAAGAAAACCAACUGAGUUGGGUUUUUAGUCGAUCUUAUGAAACUAAAUUACAGAAUAUAACUGUAAAAUCAGUAACUUUUCUUUUUUAAAUUUCUUUUUCAAAUAUUAACAUUAGAAUGUUAUUCCAGAAAAAUGAUUGGUUAUAUAGGCCGUCUGUUUUGCUUUAGUAAGAAUUCUUGAUGUUGGAACAUAUUGCAGUAGCGAGUAUGUCGUCUUCAUUUCCAGAUAAAGGGAGAUGGUGGUUUUGCUGUAUGUAAUAACUCAUACCGACUCUAGAAACAGAAUUGUUACGCUCGGUCAAAAGUUUUUUUGCCUGGUGGGUAUUGCUGUUGUGAUCCGAAGUAUUUUUGGGUAAUUUAUAAUAUAUUCUUGUGAGAUUUGAUUUUUUUAA